AUGGCGUCUGCGGCACUUCAGAUUGGGAAAGACAUUGAUGGUAUGAUCACUUUCAUCUCUAGGUGGUGUAUGGAGACUCAUACUGCCAUAUGUAGGUGGGGCGAGAUGACUAUUACUUUGGAGAGUGUAGCUGUCCUAUUAAAUCUUCCAAUAAUUGGGAAUCUUGAUGUCGUCUUGUCCGAGGAAGAAGAGGAAAUGCACGCUACUCUGGUUAGGAAGUCGGAAGAAUAUGUUCGGAAGGACAAUGAGGAAAAGUUCUUUUAUACUUGGUGGGUGUCUGAAUGGUUCCCCAAGGAGACGGAGACGGCUUUGGUGCUGGACGAUACGCUUCAUGUCGCUGCAUUUUUAUCCUUGUGGUUAUCCAGAGAUAUUUUUGAUGAUGGUUCUGGCAUGAAAGAAAUAAGACGGAAUCUCAUCAACUUUGCUAUCAAAUUGGCGAAAGGCGUGGCCCUUCCCAUAGGCAGCUUGUUCCUUGGCUCCUUGUACACCCAUCUGGAUUGCUUAGCAGCAGACAUGUAUGCUUCUAAUGGGUACAUGAAGGUGGACUCGUAUAUCCAUGUCGCCUUUCUUCAAGUAUGGUUGUGGGAGCAUUUUAAGCACUACGCUCAUAAUCCAAUGACUUCACUUCCUGACACAUAUGGCGGCUCUAGAAUACUUCAGUGGUCGAAGAAGCGUCCAAGACCUAGAUCGAAACUUGUCGAUUUUCUCGACAACAUGAAUGAAAUAAACUUCCGUCCCUGGACUCCAGUCCACGCGUCCAUAGUUCAACCAAACACUUUUGCUUCCGCCCCGGACAUAACAUUGCAUUCUGAUGGAGUGGAUAUAACCGUUGGAGAUGUCAUAUUCAUGUGA
Messenger RNA from Papaver somniferum (opium poppy), 852 nucleotides. RefSeq lists its product as uncharacterized. The transcript has a single exon. Gene Ontology annotation, biological process: meristem maintenance; meristem development. NCBI's taxonomy places the organism in Eukaryota, Viridiplantae, Streptophyta, Magnoliopsida, Ranunculales, Papaveraceae. Bases 1 to 852 code for a protein of 283 amino acids. The record is from RefSeq and is a predicted model, not a curated record.